Molecule: messenger RNA, 3837 nt
Organism: Otolemur garnettii (small-eared galago)
Lineage: Eukaryota; Metazoa; Chordata; Mammalia; Primates; Galagidae
Gene: AFF3
Product: AF4/FMR2 family member 3
Exons: 24
Coding region: 1-3837 (1278 amino acids)
Biological process (GO): regulation of gene expression
Cellular component (GO): nucleus; super elongation complex
Source: RefSeq, a predicted model, not a curated record
AUGGUGUCCUCACAAACAAUGCUGGAGGACGGGAAGUCAGGGCUGGGGGAGCUGGAGAGCGUGCUCAUCAUCUUCCAGCAUGACCACCUGCAGACGGUAGCGGCGGCGGCGCUGCUGACACCUUCCACCAUGGACAGCUUCGACUUAGCCCUGCUCCAGGAAUGGGACCUCGAGUCGCUGUGGGGUGAAGACAUCUUAAACCAGAGGAAUGACUCUCUAGUUGUGGAAUUUCAAUCAUCAGCCAGCAGAUGCAGGAGUGUCUAUGAACCAGAUAGAAAUGCGUUACGGAGGAAAGAACGAGAGAGAAGAAGUCAGGAAACUCAGCAGGAUGACGGCACAUUUAAUUCCAGCUACUCUCUGUUCAGCGAGCCUUACAAGACUAACAAGGGGGAUGAGCUCUCCAAUCGGAUCCAGAAUACUUUAGGCAAUUAUGAUGAAAUGAAAGACUUUUUAACUGACAGAUCCAACCAGAGUCACCUCGUCGGUGUUCCCAAACCUGGGGUUCCUCAGACGCCUGUGAACAAGAUUGAUGAACAUUUUGUUGCAGAUUCCAGAGCCCAGCCCCAGCCCUCGUCUAUCUGCAGCACUGCAUCCUCUGCACCAGCAGCUGUCCCUGUGCAGCAGAGUAAGAGAGGCACCAUGGGCUGGCAGAAGGCUGGGCAUCCUCCAUCCGAUGGCCAACCACGAGCAACACAACAGGGCUCUCUCAGGACCUUGCUUGGAGAUGGUGUUGGCAGACAGCAGCCGCGGGCCAAACAAGUCUGCAAUGUGGAGGUGGGUCUUCAGACCCAGGAGAGGCCACCAGCCAUGGCAGCCAAGCACAGCAGCGGUGGACACUGUGUUCAGAACUUUCCUCCAUCCCUGGCUUCGAAACCCAGCCUGGUCCAGCAGAAACCGACUGCAUAUGUGCGGCCAAUGGAUGGCCAAGACCAGGCUCCUGACGAAUCUCCUAAGCUUAAGUCAUCUACAGAAACCAGUGUGCACUGUGCUUCAUACAGAGGUGUCCCAGCCAGCAAGCCGGAAUCAGCCAGAACCAAGGCCAAGCUUUCCAAGUUCAGCAUCCCCAAGCAGGGAGAGGAGAGUAGAUCUGGAGAAAGCAACAGCUGUGUCGAAGAAAUAAUUCGGGAGAUGACCUGGCUUCCACCACUUUCUGCUAUUCAAGCACCUGGAAAAGUGGAACCAAGCAAAUUCCCAUUUCCAAAUAAGGACUCUCAGCUUGUAUCAUCCGGACACAAUAAUCCAAAGAAAGGUGAUGCGGAGCCAGAGAGUCCAGACAAUGGCACAUCGAAUACAUCAAUGCUAGAAGAUGACCUUAAGCUAAGUAGUGAUGAAGAAGAAAGUGAACAGGCAGCCCAGAGAACUGCUCUCCGCGCUCUAUCUGACAGCACGGUGGUCCAGCAGCCCAACUGCAGAGCCUCGGUGCCUUCCAGCAAGGGCAGCAGCAGCGGCAGCAGCAGCGGCAGCAGCAGCUCCUCCAGUGACUCCGAGAGCAGCUCCGGAUCUGACUCGGAGACGGAGAGCAGCUCCAGCGAGAGCGAGGGCAGCAAGCCCCCCCACUACUCCAGCCCUGAGGCUGAACCAGCGUCCUCUAACAAAUGGCAGCUGGAUAAAUGGCUAAACAAAGUUAAUCCCCACAAGCCUCCUAUUCUGAUCCAAAAUGAAAGCCACGGGCCAGAGAGCAAUCAAUACUACACCCCCGUGAAAGACGAGGGGCAGGACUGCGGGAAACUUGCCGACGUUUGCCAAAACAGCCUGAGAGAGAAGGAAGUCAAGAGCACCUGCAAGGAGGAGCAGCGGCCCCGGACGGCGAACAAGGCCCCUGGGAGCAAAGGGGUGAAGCAGAAGUCCCCGCCCGCGGCCGUGGCUGUGGCCGUGACCGCAGCCCCUGCGCCACCCACGGCGCCUGGUGCCCCGGUGGAGAAUGCGCCCGCGCCUGCCCGGAGGUCGGCAGGCAAAAAGCCCACCAGGCGCACCGAGAGGACCUCAGCUGGGGACGGCGCCAACUGCCACCGGCCUGAGGAGCCCGUGGCCACAGAAGCUCUGGGAGCAAGUGUAGUGGUCCCCUCAGAGCCCACCAAAACCAGGCCCUGCGGCAACAGCAGAGUGAACCACCGCAAGGAGCUGCGCUCCUCGGUGACCUGCGAAAAGCGCCGCACGCGGGGCCUGAGCAGGAUCGUCCCCAAAUCCAAGGAGUUCAUUGAAACAGAGUCAUCGUCCUCGUCGUCCUCCUCGGACUCCGACCUGGAGUCUGAGCAGGAGGAGUACCCUCUGUCCAAAGCGCAGACCGCAGCUGCCACCACCUCCGGGAGUGACCAGAGACUGAAGGAGGCUGCCAACAGCGUCAGCAGCGCUGGUGGGGGCGGCCCCAGGGCCCCUGUGGGUUCCAUCAACGCUAGGACCACCAGUGACAUUGCCAAGGAGCUGGAGGAGCAGUUCUACACGCUGGUCCCCUUUGGCCGUAAUGAACUUCUCUCCCCUUUGAAGGACAGUGAUGAGGUCAGGUCUCUCUGGGUCAAAAUUGACCUGAACCUCCUGUCCAGGAUCCCAGAACACUUGCCUCAGGAGCCAGGGGUCUUGAGCACUCCUGCAGCCAAGGACACAGAGAGCGCACCGCCCAGCCACACAUCAGACACGGCCCCCGAAAAGGCUUUGCCGAAAUCCAAGAGGAAACGCAAGUGUGACAACGAAGAUGACUACAGGGAGAUCAAGAAGGCCCCAGGCGAGAAAGAGAGCUCUUCACGCCUGGCCACCUCCACCAAUAAUACUUCGUCUGCAAACCACUGUAACAUGAGCAUCAACAGCGUGGCCAUACCAAUAAAUAAAAAUGAAAAAAUGCUCCGGUCGCCCAUCUCACCCCUCUCCGAUGCAUCUAAACACAAAUACUCCAACGAGGAAUUAACUUCUUCCAGCCGAUCAAAUGGCAGCAGCUUAUUCACUUCUGCUCCUUCCAGCAAAAAGCAUAAAGCCGACAACCAGCUGCAGUCUCAUGCCGGAGACCUCACGGUUGGUAUGCUGCCAGUAAAAACAGCAUUGAUUAAGGAUCCCAUAUUAGGAAUUAUGAGCCACUGCCAUCUGCCUCGCAGCGCAGAUUAUUUUAUGCAAGAAGCUAAACGGAUGAAGCAUAAAGCAGAUGCAAUGGUGGAAAAGUUUGGAAAGGCUUUGAACUACGCUGAAGCAGCUUUGUCAUUUAUUGAGUGUGGAAAUGCAAUGGAACAAGGCCCCAUGGAAUCCAAAUCUCCUUAUACGAUGUAUUCAGAAACAGUAGAACUCAUCAGGUAUGCUAUGAGACUAAAAACCCACUCAGGCCCCAAUGCCACACCAGAGGAUAAACAACUGGCCGCUUUAUGUUACCGAUGCCUGGCUCUCCUGUACUGGCGGAUGUUUCGACUCAAAAGGGACCAUGCUGUAAAGUACUCAAAAGCACUCAUCGACUAUUUCAAGAAUUCGUCUAAAGCUGCCCAAGCCCCAUCUCCGUGGGGGGCCAGUGGAAAGAGCACUGGAACCCCAUCCCCCAUGUCUCCCAACCCCUCUCCCACCAGCUCCGUGGGGUCUCAGGGCAGCCUCUCCAGCGCCAGUGCCCUGUCCCCGUCGACCAUCGUCAGCAUUCCGCAGCGCAUCCACCAGAUGGCGGCCAACCACGUCAGCAUCACCAACAGCAUCCUGCACAGCUACGACUACUGGGAGAUGGCCGACAACCUGGCCAAGGAGAACCGAGAAUUCUUCAAUGACCUGGAUCUGCUGAUGGGCCCCGUCACCCUGCACAGCAGCAUGGAGCACCUGGUCCAGUACUCCCAGCAGGGCCUGCACUGGCUGCGGAACAGCACCCACCUGUCCUAG